Symphalangus syndactylus (siamang) is the source of this 5055-nucleotide messenger RNA. RefSeq names its product HHLA2 member of B7 family (gene HHLA2). Gene Ontology annotation, biological process: cellular response to lipopolysaccharide; positive regulation of T cell proliferation; T cell costimulation. NCBI's taxonomy places the organism in Eukaryota, Metazoa, Chordata, Mammalia, Primates, Hylobatidae. Gene Ontology annotation, cellular component: external side of plasma membrane. The record is from RefSeq and is a predicted model, not a curated record.
AAGAGAUCAGAUAUACCCUUUACCUGGCAUACCCCAAUGGUAACAUCUUGCAAAACUAUUGUAGUACAAUGUUGUCACUACAUUAUUGACAUUGAUACAGUCAAAAUACAAACAUUUCCAUCACCACAAGGAUCCCCCAUGCUGACCUUUUGUGGCCACAUCCACCUUCCUGCCCAUACCACUUAACCUCUGGCAACUACUAAGCUGUUCUCUAUUUGUAUAAACUAUCAUUUAAAAAAUGUUAAGUGAAUAGACUCAUACAGUACGCAACCUUUGGGGACUGGCUUUUUAAACUUAACCUGAUUCUCUGGAGAUUAAUCCAGGUUGCUGUAGAUAGCAAUAGUUGAUUCCUUUUUAUUGCUGAGUAGUAUUUUAUGGUGUGGAAGUGCCACAGUUUAUUUAACCAUUCACCCAUUGCAGGAUAUCUGAGUUAUUUCCAAUUUUUGGCUAUUAUACAUAAAAUUGCUAGGAACACUACUGUAUACAUUUCUGUGUGACUGUAAGUUAUUAUUUAUCUGUGAUAAAUGCUCAGGGGCACAAUUGCUGAGCUAUUUGAUAGUUGCAUGUUGUGUUUUCAAUGAAACUGCCAAGCUGUUUUCAAGAGUUGCUCAUCACUUUGUAUUUUCAUCAGCAACGUAUGAAUGAUCCAGUUUCUCUACAUCCUGGUCAGCGUUUGGUGUUGUCAUCAUUUUCUAUUUUAGCCAUUCUGAAAGGAGAAUUUAAGGCAAAGAUACUGUUCAAACACCGAGAAUCACUGACUUGGCCUCCAUCUUACAAAAUGAGGAUCGGCCUCACUGGAGUCUCACUAGAAAGCAGAGAAUCCCUGGGAUAACAAGCAAGACAGAUGCAUGGUACAGCUGGGAUGAAGUGCUGCAACAAUGGGCCAGGAAGGCAUGACAUGCACAAAUGAUGACAGGCACCACACUUAGCAUCUUGGAAAAUGAAUAUUCACUUGAAGACAUCGUGGAGGCACUUUGCAGAAGAGAACCAAAAGUGGUGUUGAAAUGCUAACAGAUCCCAAAGCCUAACAGCUGAGAUCUUGCAAGCAGUGGCCCUACAGGUUCCCCUAAUAUAGGGUCCUAAUGGUUCAUCCUACUUCCUUUCAGCAUGUAGGAGAAUACUAACCCUGCACAGAUUGUGAUGGUGAUGUGGAAUAUACUAAAGCCCAGAACGCACCUCCUCUGGGCAAGCAGAAGAGAACCAGUAAAGGACUAAGAAGGAACAGCAGUAAGGAAAGAAAAACUAGGAGAGUAUGAUGUUCCAGAAACCAAGAGAAGACGCUUAACAAAGGCAGGAGUUACAUGUGCAGGCUUGUUACCAUGACUAAUAUGUCCUGAACAAGACAUGAAGGCACAGACAGUACUGUCUUUUUUCCUCAUUCUCAUAACAUCUCUGAGUGGAUCUCAAGGCAUAUUCCCUUUGGCUUUCUUCACUUAUGUUCCUAUGAAUGAACAAAUCAUCAUUGGAAGACUUGAUGAAGAUAUAAUUCUCCCUUCUUCAUUUGAGAGGGGAUCUGAAGUCGUAAUACACUGGAAGUAUCAAGAUAGCUACAAGGUUCACAGUUACUACAAAGGCAGUGACCAUUUGAAAAGCCAAGAUCCCAGAUAUGCAAACAGGACAUCACUUUUCUAUAAUGAGAUUCAAAAUGGGAAUGCAUCUCUAUUUUUCAGAAGAGUAAGCCUUCUGGACGAAGGAAUUUACACCUGCUAUGUAGGAACAGCAAUUCAAGUGAUUACAAACAAAGUGGUGCUAAAGGUGGGAGUUUUUCUCACACCCAUGAUGAAGUAUGAAAAGAGGAACACAAACAGCUUCUUAAUAUGCAGCGUGUUAAGUGUUUAUCCUCGUCCAAUUAUCAUGUGGAAAAUGGACAACACACCUAUCUCUGAAAACAAUAUGGAAGAAACAGGGUCUUUGGAUCCUUUUUCUAUUAACAGCACACUGAAUAUUACAGGAUCAAAUUCAUCUUAUGAAUGUACAAUUGAAAAUUCACUGCUGAAGCAAACGUGGACAGGGCACUGGACAAUGAAAGAUGGCCUUCGUAAAAUGCAAAGUGAACACAUUUCACUCUCAUGUCAACCUGUAAAUGAUUAUUUUUCACCAAACCAAGACUUCAAAGUUACUUGGUCCAGAAUGAAAAGUGGGAUGUUCUCUAUCCUGGCUUACUAUCUGAGCUCCUCACAAAAUAUAAUUAUCAAUGAAUCCCGAUUCUCAUGGAACAAAGAGCUGAUAAACCAGAGUGACUUCUCUAUGAAUUUGAUGGAUCUUAAUCUUUCAGAUAGUGGGGAAUAUUUAUGCAAUAUUUCUACCGAUGAAUAUACUUUACUUACCAUCCACACAGUGCACGUAGAACCGAGCCAAGAAACAGCUUCCCAUAACAAAGGCUUAUGGAUUUUGGUGCCCUCUGUGAUUUUGGCAGCUUUUCUGCUGAUUUGGACAAUAAAAUGUUGCAGAGAAAGACAUGGUGUCCCUCCCUACUGAUGAGAGCCCUCACCAUGCACCUGAUAAUGCUGAAGAAAACGUGCCUCUUUCAGGAAGAGUACAGGAAAUGAGAAAAGACUGUGACAACUCAUGACCUGCAUCCUUAAUAUCCAGUGACUUCAUCUCCCCUUUCUUCACCACAAUUCCAGGCAAUGGCCUGUCGGACCAGACAAUUCUACCACUGCAAAGACUUGUAACCAUUUUCUAGUAUCACAUUUACUUUUCAAGACAUAAGGAUCAUUCACUGACCCACUACCUGCAUUGAGUAUAAAUGCCUGGAUGUUAAGGAUUCCAAUUUAACUUCGGAAAGAACUGCCUCAUUCAUUUACUUUCCUGUUACAGUCAGCCCAGGAGAUUACAGUGAGCUCUCCACUAAGAAUCUGGAAGAAACGCAUCACUAGGGGUUGAUUCCCAAUAUGAUCAACUGAUAAUGGGUGAGACAGCAGGUAAGAGCAGAAGUCACCUUAGUGGAAAGGUUAAAAACCAGAGCCUGGAAACAAAGAUGAUUGAUUUGACAAGGUAUUUUAGUCUAGUUUUAUAUGAAUGAUUAUAUCAGGGUAACCAACUCGAUUUGGGAUGAAUCUUAGGGACACCAAAGACUGACUGUCAGUAUCUUUAAGAUUGCUAGGGAAAAGGGCCCUAUGAACAUAAGAAUCUCUGAAGUUAGGUUACACUUGACCACACGAGGCUUGCAUAGUUGAGUGACUAGCCAUGAAGAUAAUUCGAACCCUUCUGGCUCAAUUGGCAUAUUACUAAUCAAUCUUCUAAUAAAUUUAGAUUUUCGUAUAAAUUUUUAAGCAAGAGAAGGGAGAGCUCAGCUAACUUAAUCUGUUUCCCUUAAUUUUAGUCACCAAUUUACAUAAAAGAAACAGUCUAAUGUUAAUGCUUGUGAACUUGUCACUAUAACCAGGCUUUUGUGUGACUUAGUCGAUCAAGCUUUUGACUCUAUAAGAGAAAGCAAAUUCUGACUUGUGGUGUAACUGCCACCUGGUCCAAUUUUAUCACCUGACCUCAGUUUCGCAAUCCUAUCCUUGUAUGUAGUUAACUCUGCUUUUGCUACAAUGUUAUGAUGGGUUAUCACAAAUAGCAAAGUAUUGAGAAUUCCCAUCAGAAUGAUAAUUAUUAAAAAGUCAAACAAUAGAUGCUGGCAAGGCUGUGGAGAAACAGGAAUGCCUUUACGCUGUUGGUGGGAAUGUAAAUUAGUUCAAUUAUUGUGGAAGACUGGCAAUUCCGCAAGGAUCUAGAAACAGAAAUACCAUUUGAACCAGCAAUCCCAUUACUGGGUAUAUACCCAAAGGAUUAUAAAUCAUUCUACUAUAAAGACACAUGCACACAUGUUUGUUGCACUAUUUACAAUAGUAAAGACAUGGAACCAACCCCAAAACCCAUCAAUGGUAGACUGGAUAAAGAAAAUGUGAUACAAACACCAUGGAAUACUAUGCAGCCAUGAAAAGGAAUGAGAUCAUGUCUUUUGCAUGGACAUGGAUGAAGCUGGAAGCCAUCAUCAUCAGCAAACUAACACAGGAACAGAAAACCAAACCACAUGUUCUCACUCAUAAGUGGGAGCCGAACAAUAAGAACACAUGGACACAGGGAGGGGAAAAACACACACCAGGGCCUGUUGGGGGGUGGGAGGCGGGGGAGGGAACCUAGAGGACAGUUCAAUAGGUACAGCAAACCACCAUGGCACACAUAUACCUAUGUAACAAACCAGAAUGUUCUGCACAUGUAUCCCAGAACUUAAAUUUUUUAAAAAAAAAUAUAACUUAGAUAUCUUUUAAAAAAAUUCCAUUGUGAAGAAAAACUCCAUUGAGAUAAUAUUUAAGUGUCUACCAUCUCUGCUUCCCCCUAGCCUUGGUUCCUUUUUAAAAAUUGUGUCCUACUGAGAGAAUAUGAUACUUAAUUACAAAACUGGAUGCAUACCCAAGCUGAAGUUUGACUUUACUGAGUAUAUGCUUGGGGUGUGGUGAAACAAUAGCAUCCUGACUUCAGGAUUGGUAAUAUGACAACAGCAAAUUUCUAAGAAAAGGUUUGGGAUAUAGAGAUGUUUCCUGAAUAUAAACAUUGGCUUAUUAAAGGAUAAUUCCAAACUUACUUUUUACUGAAGUUUUAAAAAAUUACUAUUCCAGGAAAAAAAAAAAAAAAACCCUAGAAAAGUUCCAUGUUAAAUGUUUCAUUUUUUCUCAUUGGGUUGAGACCGAUGGUAAGAAGGAGCGACUGCUUUGGAUACAGCCUGACACACAUACCUGCUAGUUCACUCUGGCUGUGCAUCCCUCUCUGCCAACCACAAAACUCAAACUUGGUUCACCUUGCUCAAAAUGGUACCUUGAUUUUUCAAGAUCAUCCACUUUGAUCUGUCUGAGCCAACCCUGGCAAUUGCAGUCCUCUUGCCACUAGACUGGUUCAGCAUAAGCAGGUAAACAAAUCUGCUCACUAGGAUAUGAGGAAAAUUAUUCCAGAGGUCUGUUUCUGGGAAGGUGUUUCUCCAUUUUAAGAAGAGACAGGUUAUUGUAUGGGGAGAAAAUGCUCAGGACUGCUGACGUCCUCUUACAGCGACAAGAGAUUCAGACAAGAAUG